GAUUGGCAGUCAGCGGCGGCGGGGUGAAGGCGGCGGCGGCGGCGGGUAGUCGGGCGGCCGAGGAGUCCGGCGCCCUGAGGCCAUGUCCACCCUGACCCACAGGACCCGGCGGGCUGAGGCGGCGGCGGCGGCGGCCCGGGACGCCGAGCGCUGGCGGGACGGGCCGGAGGACGAGGAGAGGCAGCGGCUGGAGGACGGGGAGGAUCCGGGCGACGCCAAGGAGCUGCGGCUGACGCUGAUGGAGGAGGUGCUGCUGCUCGGCAUCAAGGACCGGGAGGGUUACACCUCGUUCUGGAACGACUGCAUCUCUGCCGGUCUGCGCGGCUGCAUCUUGGUGGAGCUGGCGCUGAGGGGGCGCAUCCAGCUAGAGCCCGCAACCAUGCGCCGGAAGAGCCUGUUGAACCGUAAGGUCCUCUUCAAAUCCGAUGCCCCGACUGGUGAUGUCCUCUUGGACGAAGCCUUGAAGCACAUCAAAGCCACCGAGCCCACCGAGACGGUCCAGAGCUGGAUUGAGCUGCUCACAGGAGAAACGUGGAACCCCCUGAAGCUGAACUACCAGAUCCGUAACGUUCGCGAGCGCUUGGCCAAGAGUCUGGUGGAGAAGGGCGUGCUGACCACCGAGAAGCAGAACUUCCUGCUCUUCGACAUGACCACCCACCCGGUGACCAACGACACGCUGAAGCAGCGCCUCAUCAAGAAGCUCCAGGACGCUUUCCUCGACCGGUGGGUGAAGGAGCCCCAGCGCAUGGACAAGCGGCUGCUGGCGCUGGUCCUCCUGGCCCACAGCUCAGACGUUUUGGAGAACGCCUUUGUCCCACUCCUGGACGAGCAGUACGACCUGGCCACCAGCCGGUCGCGGGAGCUGCUGGAACUCAACCCGGACGUGGAGUGCGCAAAGUCAAACGGCAGUGAGAUGAUCUGGGCCGUCAUGGCUGCUUUUACCAAGUAACACUCUCAACAAUCCUUUCCUUUCCUUUUGAACGAUGGGAAUCUUGCUGGUUGAGGGAACAAUCUAAUAGUGCAGUGUUUCUCCGUACUCCCUUGCCCUCCCUUCCCUCUCUCUUAGAUCCUGCAUCUUCCCAUUUGCCUCUUCUCCCCUGACCAAUAAGAGGGUGACCCAGGUGCAACUGGGCACCCUGACUCUGAAUUUACUUCCCCCCCCCCCCCCCCCAAUCC
This is a messenger RNA of Pristis pectinata (smalltooth sawfish), 1176 nucleotides long. Its product is annotated as Golgi phosphoprotein 3-like. Gene Ontology annotation, molecular function: phosphatidylinositol-4-phosphate binding. Gene Ontology annotation, cellular component: Golgi cisterna; trans-Golgi network; cytosol. Bases 83 to 949 code for a protein of 288 amino acids. NCBI's taxonomy places the organism in Eukaryota, Metazoa, Chordata, Chondrichthyes, Rhinopristiformes, Pristidae. The record is from RefSeq and is a predicted model, not a curated record. Gene Ontology annotation, biological process: Golgi to plasma membrane protein transport; Golgi vesicle budding; retrograde vesicle-mediated transport, Golgi to endoplasmic reticulum. The transcript has 4 exons.